AUGAGAAUUCUGUCAAUUUUUCUCACUGUUGCUGCUAUCGGCAUUUUUGCAGAUGAUGAAGUCUCAUAUAAUGUAACAAAUGGUCGCGACGAAGAAGUGAGUUGGCAUAGGAAUUUUCAAUGAAUAUUUGGAAGUUUAGGCAUAUAUAUUUAAUCAUCGAUUAUUUUUCCGCGUAAAUCGAACAUCUGAACCAAUUGAAGUGGAUCCUAAUCAAGCAAAUUAUUUUUGGCAAGGCUUUUUGGGUUUUUAUAAUGAUUUUCAUUACGGUUAUUGGUGGUCAGAUGAUUCCAAUUAUCUUGUUUAUGUUUCUUUUGAUAUGCGAUUGGUGAAAAAUGUUUCUUGGAAUCUGUAAGUAAACAUUACCUAGCUUUCAUGAGUUCAUUUUUUAGCUAUAAAGAUAAACAAUCAUACCCGGAAGUAGUUCAACAGCCCUACUGGAAGCCGUUUGAAGAUAUCCCACCAUACACAAUAUCAAUUUGGAAUUUGAAAACACAAACUGUGAAAAGAAUUCCGUUUGAAAAAUUCAAAAAUCACAAGUGAGUUUUGAUUUCGACUUUUUGAUUACUACAAUAUUUUAUUUUUCUAGUGGUUCCUUAUAUUUCGUAAAAGAAAUCACUACUUAUGAAAUCGACGACGAUAAACAAAAAUUUCUUAUUCGACUCAAUAACAAAUUCUGGAACGAACUUGUUUUUGUUUCAUGCGAUUUUGAAACCGCAGAAUGUCAAUUAUUGUUUGAGUACAAAUUUAGUCCUAAAUUAUAUAUCAGUUACAUGUUCUAUUCAUGUCAAAUUCAUCAAAACAGAUAUUAUUUAUUGUUACCACUCGAGUUUGAAAAUGAAGGAAAUUCUUAUCAACAAAUUGCUAGCUAUCCGUUGAAUGAAGUAUGUUUAUCUUAUUCUAGAUUUCACUAUAGAUAUAUGCUCAUAUUUUCAGCCAUCAUCAGAACCGAGAUUCGAAAUGAGACAACCAUAUGAUGUCUACAAGUUUAAGAUAAAUGAUACCACUGUGUAAGUUGAUUGAAAUUCAAUAUUUUUAAUAAAUGUGAAAUUUUUAGAACUUUCAAUGCAUUUUCAAGAACACCUUUCAUCAAUGAUACAUUAGAAAUGCAAUUAGGUUCAAAUGAAAAACCAAGAUGUGUGAAAUGUCCAAAAUUGUAUUCAAACGACUUUUUACAUUUCGGAAAAGUUCCACUUGGUAAUGGUUAUGAGGGUCUUUAUAAGCUAUUUCUACCUAAAAACAUAAAAAACAAAAAAGUUCCACUGCAUGUUUAUGUUUAUGGAGGACCAGAGUUUUUUGAAGUGGAAUCAAAAGAAAAUGAUAAUGAUGAAAACGAAAUAAAUUUUUUAACACGAAACAAUCAGGUUGCCAGAUUAUACAUAGAUGGAAGAGGAUCAGGAAGACGAGGAUGGAAAUAUCGAUCAGCAAUUUAUGGAAGACUCGGAACUGUUGAUGCUCAAGAUCAAAUAAGUGUUACUCAAUAUAUUCUAAGAAAAUAUUCAGAUAUAUUGGAUGAAAGAAGAGUUUUGGUGGAAGGUUGGUCGUAUGGUGGAGUUAUGGCAUUAUCAAUAGUGGAACAAGCUCCAAAAGGAUUGUUCAAGUGCGCAAUUGCUGGAGCGCCUGUGACAAAUUAUAAUUAUUAUCGUGAGCAGUGUAAUUGUUUUUUUUGCAAAGAAAAUUUAACGUUUUACAGAUAUUGAGUACACCUUGACAUAUAUGGGAAAUGCAACAGCAAAUGAAUACUUGGAUUUGACAGAUAAUUUGGAGAAUUUCAAAUCUACAAGACUUUUACUUCAACAUGGAAUGGCUGAUGAUAAUGUACAUUUUCAAAAUAGCGCAAUAUUGAUUGAAAAACUUCACAAGGCAAAAAUCGACUUUGAUUUGAUGAUUUAUCCGAAUUCAGAUCAUAAAAUUAGUAUAACAAGAAAACAAUUUAAUUUCGAAAAUAAUUGCCUUGGCAUAUAUCCCUCUUACUAA
This is a messenger RNA of Caenorhabditis angaria, 1974 nucleotides long. NCBI's taxonomy places the organism in Eukaryota, Metazoa, Nematoda, Chromadorea, Rhabditida, Rhabditidae. The record is from the annotation of a GenBank genome assembly.